Messenger RNA from Annulohypoxylon truncatum, 432 nucleotides. RefSeq names its product RmlC-like cupin. The record is from RefSeq and is a predicted model, not a curated record. Bases 1 to 432 code for a protein of 143 amino acids. Lineage: Eukaryota; Fungi; Ascomycota; Sordariomycetes; Xylariales; Hypoxylaceae. The transcript has 4 exons.
AUGUCUGGCUUCUUCUCCCUACUCCCGGAUUUACUUCCGAUGAUCAUGCCUUCCGAAGUACAAAUCACAAAGGCUUCCGACCUUGAGGCUCAAAGAGACGGGAAGGAUGCGGCAAUGAUCCGUCAAGGAGCCGUGAUCGGCAAAAGUGAUAGGAUGUGUGCCAGUGAGACCAUUAUCUACGCUGCCUCGGGCAAGGGCAUGUAUGUCAUAAUCCCCGAAUUGGUGACCAGCUCCGGCGCUGACGAAGAGCCUAAGAGACAUGAACUGUCCCCGGGCGACUUCGCGUUUGUCCCGCCAUGGACGGAGCAUCAGGAAAUCAAUGAGACUGAUGAGAACGUCGUCUGGGUCCUGAUUCGAAGCGGCCCUGAACCUGUAGUGGUCUACCUGACGGGUUGGGGAGGUGACGAAGCAAAGGCAGAUGAAAUUGAUUGA